This is a messenger RNA of Dipodomys spectabilis (banner-tailed kangaroo rat), 3224 nucleotides long. It is a transcript of the gene Cry1, whose product is annotated as cryptochrome circadian regulator 1. Gene Ontology annotation, cellular component: nucleus; cytoplasm. The record is from RefSeq and is a predicted model, not a curated record. NCBI's taxonomy places the organism in Eukaryota, Metazoa, Chordata, Mammalia, Rodentia, Heteromyidae. The transcript has 13 exons. Gene Ontology annotation, biological process: negative regulation of DNA-templated transcription; circadian regulation of gene expression; entrainment of circadian clock by photoperiod. The coding region runs from base 810 to 2579 and encodes 589 amino acids. Gene Ontology annotation, molecular function: DNA binding; FAD binding.
GAACCCCAGCGCCUGGGCAAGGAUUGACACGGUGUGAGCCUCAGCGGCUGCUGCCUUAGUGAAAGAGCCCUAAGCGCGAGCCGAUCGCCCCGGCAGAGUCCGUGUAGUAAACACACUUCAGAAACGUGAGGUGCCGGGGGUCACGUGGGCGGCGCGUGGUCCAAUGAGGAGCCGGGGGCGGGGCCGAGAUCGCUGACGCGGCGGCGGCGGCGGCGGUGGCGGCGGCGGCGGCGGCGGUGGCGGAGUCACCCGGACAGCCUCGGGAGCGGUCACCGGCCGGCAGCCGUCCAGCCGCAUCGACCACCGUCUCUGCCCCUCCGUCCUUGGGCUCCGGGUCCCGAGCCGAGAGGCAGCGUGGCCUAACGGCGGCAGAGUCCUCCGCGGGUGCUCGGGGUGACUCACCGCGGGAGGGCCGUUCUGUCGUCGCGGGCCGCUUCGGCGGGGCGAGGUUACCGUGACGAACCUCCGUCGUGGCGGCUCCGGCUGCUGGGACUCGCCGGCGCUUCGGGGGUCCCGGGCCUCGCAAGUUAUGCCUCCGGUGCGGGCGCGGGCCGCGGGCGCCGGGUCCUAAAGGGCGUCACCCGCGGACUGGGAGCCCUCCAUUCAUCGCGCCCGGGGCGCCCUCGCCGGGGGCGGUCCCCUCCUGAGGACCACCGGGCCCCGAGACCCCCACGCCCGCGGCCGCCCCUUCCUGGCUCCCGGCGUGCGGGCGGUUCUCCUGGAAGCGCGGCCGUUUGUUAUGAGCCCGACCCUCCUGGCUUGAGUCUCUCCGGGGAAGGAAGUCGGCGGUGAGCCGCCGCGCCCCGGGCAUGGGGGUGAACGCGGUGCACUGGUUCCGAAAGGGGCUCCGGCUCCACGACAACCCCGCCCUGAAGGAGUGCAUCCAGGGCGCCGACACCAUCCGCUGCGUCUACAUCCUCGAUCCCUGGUUCGCCGGAUCCUCCAACGUGGGCAUCAACAGGUGGCGCUUUUUGCUUCAGUGUCUUGAGGAUCUUGAUGCCAAUCUACGAAAAUUAAAUUCUCGUCUAUUUGUGAUUCGUGGACAACCAGCUGAUGUGUUUCCAAGACUUUUCAAGGAAUGGAACAUUACCAAACUUUCAAUUGAGUAUGAUUCUGAGCCUUUUGGAAAGGAACGAGAUGCAGCUAUUAAGAAGCUGGCUACUGAAGCUGGUGUAGAAGUCAUUGUGCGAAUUUCACAUACAUUAUAUGACCUAGACAAGAUCAUAGAACUCAAUGGUGGACAACCACCUCUAACUUAUAAAAGAUUUCAGACUCUCAUCAGCAAAAUGGAACCACUAGAGAUACCAGUAGAAACAAUUACUUCAGAAGUGAUAGAAAAGUGCACAACUCCUCUGUCUGAUGACCAUGAUGAGAAGUAUGGAGUCCCUUCCCUGGAGGAGCUAGGUUUUGAUACAGAUGGCUUAUCCUCUGCAGUCUGGCCAGGAGGAGAAACUGAGGCACUUACACGUUUGGAGAGGCAUUUGGAAAGAAAAGCCUGGGUGGCAAACUUUGAAAGACCUCGAAUGAAUGCAAAUUCCCUGCUUGCAAGCCCUACUGGACUCAGCCCUUAUCUCCGAUUUGGUUGUUUGUCAUGUCGGUUAUUUUACUUCAAAUUGACUGAUCUCUACAAAAAGGUAAAGAAGAACAGUUCCCCACCGCUUUCUCUUUAUGGGCAACUAUUAUGGCGUGAAUUUUUCUAUACAGCAGCAACAAAUAAUCCCCGCUUUGAUAAAAUGGAAGGGAACCCCAUCUGUGUUCAGAUUCCUUGGGAUAAGAAUCCCGAGGCUUUGGCUAAAUGGGCAGAAGGCCGGACGGGUUUCCCCUGGAUUGACGCCAUCAUGACGCAGCUCCGUCAAGAGGGCUGGAUUCACCAUUUAGCCAGACACGCAGUGGCUUGCUUCCUGACACGAGGCGACCUGUGGAUUAGCUGGGAGGAAGGAAUGAAGGUAUUUGAAGAAUUACUGCUUGAUGCAGAUUGGAGCAUAAAUGCUGGCAGUUGGAUGUGGCUCUCGUGUAGUUCCUUUUUCCAACAGUUUUUUCAUUGCUAUUGCCCUGUUGGUUUUGGAAGGAGAACAGAUCCCAAUGGAGACUAUAUCAGACGUUAUUUGCCAGUCUUAAGAGGCUUCCCUGCAAAGUACAUCUAUGAUCCCUGGAAUGCACCAGAAGGUAUCCAGAAGGUAGCCAAAUGUUUAAUAGGAGUUAAUUAUCCCAAACCGAUGGUAAACCAUGCUGAAGCAAGCCGCUUGAAUAUUGAAAGGAUGAAACAGAUCUAUCAACAGCUUUCCCGCUAUCGUGGACUAGGUCUUCUUGCAUCAGUGCCUUCUAACCCUAAUGGGAAUGGAGGUCUCAUGGGGUAUGCGGCUGGAGAUAACCUCCCAGGCUCUAGCAGCAGUGGAAGUGCAGGUUGUUCUCAAGGGAGUGGUAUUUUACAUUAUGCUCACGGAGACAGUCAGCAAAUGCAUCUGUUAAAGCAAGGGAGAAGCUCGAUGGGCACUGGUCUUAGCAGUGGGAAACGCCCUAGUCAGGAAGAGGACUCACAGAGUAUUGGUCCCAAAGUCCAGAGACAGAGCACCAACUAAUUAGAAAACAUUCAGGAGGAAUACUGUUGCAGCUGAAAUUGGUGGGAAAUUCAAUACUUUUCAUUGAAUUAUUUAAAAAUGUUCUUCAUUGAUGGAAAGCAGUUACAUUUCAAAUGCAUUAUUUCUAAUGCCAUUUCUGUGGUUUCAACUUUUUAAUGAAUUUCAUGUAGGACAAAUGAUAAUUUGUAUAUAAAGAACUUGGCAAAAUAAUUUGCUUAAUGUAAAUAUAGUCAUAAUUAGUAGAUACCCAUCAGUAUAUUUUUGAUAAAUUUUCAUGUAUGGUAAAAGUUAAAGAUGAAAACUGGUAUUCUGACAUAAAAUUCAAAGUUGGAAGAGUCAGUUUGGGAAAGAAGGAGGUUUUUAGACUUUCUUAAAAAAAACUUUGUUAAAAUCCUAGGACAAAAUUUUCUUAACAUUGUUGUUUGAUCUAAUGUCACGCUCUUUGAUAACCAUGUUUUAGAAAAUGUGUGUAAUCAAAAUUAGUAGUGUUGCCUCUUUUAACUUGUCCAUUCUAUGUUCUAAAGCUUCAUGUAUGCCUGUGCCUGUCUUGGCCCAAACUUCUGGGAAAAUCAUGUGUUCUCUUUCCCCUCUUUGUUCAUUUAUAACUAAAAUGACUUUGUUAUUAAAGUAUAUGCAAAUAUAGAA